AUGCCAAGUAAGUUCAGAGAGGCCCUGUUGACAGAAUUGCACUCCACGCACACGGGGACGAGCUGCAUGAAGGCGAUCGCGCGUUCGUAUUUUUGCUGGCCGGGGAUCGACAAUGAUAUUGAAAACACGGCGUGGAAUUGCGAAAAUUGUGUACAGGUUAGACCCGCACCACCAAAACCAGUGCUAACGCCAUGGAAGUGGCCGGAACAAGUGUGGAUGCGCAUACAGGUAGACUUUUUAAGGCUUUACAAAAAUACAAUGUUUUUAAUAGUAGUCGACGCGACUUCAAACUGGCUCGAAGUGUUCGAGGUAAGCACGAGUUCGGCGUCAGUGGUAAUCGUAAAAAUGCAAGACAUUUUUGCUCGUUUCGGGGUCCUCAAGUCCAUAACUACCGAUGGAGCCAAGGGUUUCACAGGUACGGAAUUUAAUACGUUCUGCGUCAACGGGAACAUAAAAUACUUGGUGGGAGCUCCGUUCCACCAGGAAACAAACGGGGCAGCCGAAUCAGGGGUUAAAAUAGUAAAAAAUUUCUUUAAGAAAAACCAAACAACCAGCGCGACGCAGUUACAGAAAUUCCUGUUAUUUUACCGCAAUACACCGCACCAGUUCCGGUUCCAGUUCCGGUGUUCAGAAAUUAGACAACCACGGUUUUAA
Acyrthosiphon pisum (pea aphid) is the source of this 654-nucleotide messenger RNA. RefSeq lists its product as uncharacterized. The record is from RefSeq and is a predicted model, not a curated record. Lineage: Eukaryota; Metazoa; Arthropoda; Insecta; Hemiptera; Aphididae. Gene Ontology annotation, molecular function: nucleic acid binding. The coding region runs from base 1 to 654 and encodes 217 amino acids. The transcript has a single exon. Gene Ontology annotation, biological process: DNA integration.